AGAGAUUUGGGAACUCUGUUGAGCUGCGGUACCAGCUGUUAGAGCAAAAUAAACUAAGUGGCAACUCGCUGCCGUUAUUAUAUUUAAUACCUGCGUACCUGUCAAAUUCAAACGCACAAUCUUAUCAAAAUGCGCGUAACUUUGAGUCGGUUGGCUAGUUUUUCGGCAAAAUUGAAGGAAGUGCGUAUUAUUCUGGAUCCCAACGAUAAGGCCUCCAAAGGCGCCAGGAAAUAUGUUGAAAGAUUUUAUCCCAAUUUAAAAAAGAGCAAUCCUAAUCUACCUAUUUUGGUAAGAGAGUGUGCUGGCGUAAAACCAAAACUCUGGGCUCGCUAUGAAAAUGGCCAGGAAGUUUCAAUUCCACUAUCAAAUCAACCAGCUCCAGACAUACAAAAAACAAUUGGAGGCGGUGGGCAAAUGAUGUAGUGCGGCAGCCAUAAUAUUACCAAAAUUAUUGAAGUUUAGACCAAAUAAAAACAAAUAGGUUUUAAACUUUGUCUUGUAUUUUAUGUUGUAUACUUGUAGUAAGUACAUUGUCUAUAUUAUUUGUUUUGUUUAAUUUAGUAAUGACAUUUAGCGACAUUAGGUACACAUGAUUAGUCGACAAUCAACAAAGCGAUUAAUUAAAUUAGUUCUUAAAUGGUGGCAGGCCAAACAACUCGGGCUGGAAAUCCUCCAGAGAGCUCAACACUUGCGUCGCAUGAGAGCAACGAUCCGGCGACAAUCGGGAAUCCGGCACCAUGAUCACCUGCAUUCCAGCACUCUCGCCAGCCGUAACGCCAUUCGGAGAAUCCUCAAACACCAAACAGUUGGCGGGCUCGGGUUUAUCCGCAAACCGAUCGGCGGCAAUGAGGAAAAUAUCUGGCGCUGGUUUGCCAUUCUUUACCUCCUUGUCCGACGAGCCGCACACACGAUGAUUGAACAGAUCGAAGAGUUCGCGGUGCUUGCGCGUCUUCAGUUCGACCAUUUCAGCGCCCGAGCUGG
This is a messenger RNA of Drosophila nasuta, 981 nucleotides long. RefSeq names its product NADH dehydrogenase (ubiquinone) B8 subunit (gene ND-B8). Gene Ontology annotation, cellular component: respiratory chain complex I. NCBI's taxonomy places the organism in Eukaryota, Metazoa, Arthropoda, Insecta, Diptera, Drosophilidae. The record is from RefSeq and is a predicted model, not a curated record.